GACUCGUCCUCCCGGGUCAGCCCGUCCCCCAUGAUCAGCCCGUCCUCCCAGGUCAGCCCGUCCCCCAUGAUCAGCCCGUCCUCCCAGGUCAGCCCGUCCCCCAUGAUCAGUCCGUCCUCCCGGGUGGACUCGUCCUCCCGGGUGGACUCGUCCUCCCGGGUGGACUCGUCCUCCCGGGUGGACUCGUCCUCCGUGUCUCUGGUUCUUCCCACUCGAAGCAGGACCCAGUUGGAGGUGAGCCGGUCCCACAGCAGCAGUCUGAGCAGCCUGGCUGAGACCACAUCACACAGGAGGAUCUGUGAGACCCGAACCAGGAGCAGGAGGGUCCAGUCUCAGGUCGGUUCUGACCACAAGGAAACAUUUCAAAGCUCUGAGCCGAGCCUCAGUGUGGACCCUCAGCAGGACGGGGUCGUGUCUCCUGAGACGGACAGCGGGUUUGUUGGUUCUGAAAGCAGCCAUCAGGCUCCUGCAGCUUCAGGUCUGCUCCACCAGAGGGCGACAGAGAGAGUCUCAGAACCUCAGGACCCCGGAUCGCCUCGGCCCGUUUCUGCUCCUUCCACUGGUCGGGAGCCUCCAGCCGGGCCUCGGCUCGACCCGGGCCAGCCGAGGAGAACUGGAGCGGGCCAGAGACGGCUCAGCACAGGAAGUGGGUCUCCAGUUGUUUCUGAGGCAGAGCGGAGCGACCCGUUCUCCGGAUCCGUUAGUUCCCUCCUCAGCUCCCCUCCGGCCUCCAGCCGACUCCGCCGAGACCCUCCGAGAGCGGCGGGCUUCRGUCAGACAGGAAGUCACAGCGAUGCGGUCGAGGCUCUUCAGGUGGAGGUGACCAGGCUGAGGCAGAAAAUAGAAAAUUACAGGUGGAUUAAGAAGCGUCUGGACCGGAGGAGCAGCUCCUUCACACCUCCCAGCAGAUCGGAGGCAGUUUGUAGCGACGACAGUCUGAGAGGAAGAGGAAGAAGAGACGAGAGCGAGGAGGAGGCGGAGUCUGAGUUCAGACGAUCAACAGAGAGAUCAUCCUCUGCUCCAAAACUAAAACAACCUGACGUUUUGUCGAGACCAGAUCUGGACCUUCAGACUCGCGUGUCCCGGUGGACCCAGACCUCUGCAGAACCUGUCGGCUGCUGCAGCAGGAAACCGAGCCGGCGGAACUCCGAGUCUGGACCAGCACCAGAACCUGACAGCAGGAGCCCGGGUGGUCCUUGUCCUCAGUGUCGGUCAAACAUCAGAGGACGUCCUGAACAACCAGCAGGGGGCAGCAGAGAGCCGACCCGGUCCUGUUCGCUCUGCGGAGGCCUUAAAUCCCAUAAAACCCCAGAGACAGGCCGCAGCAAACAGAACCAGAACCAGCAGCCAGCCGAGACCUCGGUGAUCCACUUCCUGCCGGUCUACCCACCUCAGCUCCUAUUUUGCUCGACACCUCUUUACUCGUCUCCUGAUGACACGAGAGGCGUGUCCUCAGGACUCAGAUGUCCCGAGGAGAGGACGAGACGAUCCCCGUCUGUGGACAGCCGUUCUUUAGACGGCUCUCUGAAGCGAGCGAUCCGAGCGGCCCGACACAUGAAGCACACCUCCGGACACAUGGCUCGCUCUCUGGCGUCGGGGCUGCAGGACCGGGACCGGGUCUCUCAGUCCUGCAGCUACUAGGUCCAAACACAGAACUGAGCUCUGGACCAGAUUAAUAAAAAAUCUUUGUAAAUUUUUGAUAGUUUUCUAUAUUUUUAAAAUCUAAUUUUUGUUUUUUACUCUCCAAGUCAUAGUGGAUUGAUGACUUUUAAUGUUUACAUCAAAAGAUGUGGUGAAACACUGUAGAUCAUAUUGAUGUUAAUGUAGUUGACUUCAUUUAACUUUUAAUGUUAGUUUUACAUAAAAUAACUGAUCAUCUUCUUUUUAAA
This is a messenger RNA of Austrofundulus limnaeus, 1889 nucleotides long. Its product is annotated as AT-hook-containing transcription factor. NCBI's taxonomy places the organism in Eukaryota, Metazoa, Chordata, Actinopteri, Cyprinodontiformes, Rivulidae. The record is from RefSeq and is a predicted model, not a curated record. Gene Ontology annotation, cellular component: centrosome. Gene Ontology annotation, biological process: epithelial to mesenchymal transition; neuroblast division in subventricular zone; neuroblast delamination.